AAGAUGCGGAGGCUAGAGCGGUAUCAGCGCGCCAUAGAGGGCCAUAGAGAGUAACCAAUGAAUAGGGCCGACUAGAGAAGAGAAAGAGGAGAGACGAUCCCAGUUCCGCCAUGGGAACCCACCGGGGGACCUUGGGCGAGUCACACUCUCUCAGCCUCAAAGGCAAAGCUCUCUCCUUCCCAAGGGAAUCCCAUGGCAGCAGGGUCUCCGUGAGUCGGAAGAGGUUUGAAGGCGCACCGCAGCAGCCAUCCCCAUGAAAGGGGUGUGAGCUGGUGGUUGCUGCGUACUCUGCACUUGCUCAGGGGACCCACCGGCCAGCCUCCCUUCCUCCUCCGGACCCUCUGGCCAUGGGCAUCGCCAAGCUGGCCGAGCUGAUCAAGGAAGAAGCGCCGGAGGCCGUCCGCACUGUUUCUCUGGAGCAGUUUCGGGGCCAGGUGGUGGCUUUGGAUGCCUCUGUGGCCAUUUACCAGUUCCGCACAGCGAUGCCCAAAAUUGUCAACCGCCACGGACAAAAUAUCAGUCCCUUGCAGGGGCUGUUUUACCGGACGUUGUAUCUCCUGGAAAAUGGCAUCAAGCCCGUGUUUGUGUUUGAUGGAAAACCUCCAGACCUGAAACAGACAGUGUUGGCCAAGCGGGCUGCAGUUACUGGAAUCACAAAGGAAGCUGAAGAUUCUACAAGUGACCUACCAGAACGGCUCCGAAAACAAGACUCAGAGACUCUGUUGAGCUGCCUGGGAGUUCCUUAUGUACAGGCUCCAGCAGAGGCAGAAGCUACCUGCGCUGCUCUGGUGAAGUCUGGGCUUGCAUCUUGCACAGCCACUGAAGACAUGGAUGCCUUACCCUUUGGGAGCGGACGUCUCCUCCGCCACCUUAAUGCCAAAAAUGGUGACCUGGAAGAAAUCUCCUUACCUGUAGUUCUGCAAAAGCUGAACCUGACGCAUGAGCAGUUUGUGGAUCUCUGCAUCCUGCUGGGCUGUGAUUACUGUGAAAAGAUCCGAGGAUUUGGCCCCAAAAAGGCCCUGAAGCUGCUCCAGCAACAUGGAAGCAUCGAGCUGGUGGUGCAGCACACCUGUCGCCAGAAACACCCAUUGCCUGACAACUGGCCCCUGGAAGAGACCCGGCGGCUUUUUCUGCAGCCUGAGGUGGCUCAGAUGAGCCAGGUGGUUCUGGAAUGGAGGGAGCCGGAUGAGAAGAAGCUGGUGCAGUUCCUUGCUCGGGAGAAGCACAUGAAGGACUCAGCAGCCAGCCUUGCAGGAAGAAGCAAAAACCCAAGGACCAGCCAGAGACUGCAACUGGGACUUGAGAAAAGCAUCUUUGAGUAUUCAUUUUUAGACUUGCGUCCUCUGUCUGCCAACAGGGCAUUGGACACUGAAGCUGCCGAAUCACUGUCCCAAAAGAGCAGCCUGCAAAGACGAUGUUCCUGGACCAAGAUGGAGAUGCUUGCCAAGAGAAUGAUGGGAUCUGCAACACAUUAUGGGAAUCUUAGCAAACACUCCAUCCUAGUGGGAUCUAUUUGGGAUCAGGAGCCUAUAACAGUAGAUUUCUAUGUUUGGAGGUGCAUCUUCACUGUAGAAAUAAUGCAUUUUGAUACCAACUGUAUUUAACUGCAUGGCUCCAUCUUGCAGAAUCAUGAGACUUGUAGUUUUGUGAGGCACCAGCACUCUUUGGCAGAGAAGACU
Molecule: messenger RNA, 1679 nt
Organism: Sceloporus undulatus (fence lizard)
Lineage: Eukaryota; Metazoa; Chordata; Lepidosauria; Squamata; Phrynosomatidae
Product: probable flap endonuclease 1 homolog
Exons: 10
Coding region: 348-1604 (418 amino acids)
Cellular component (GO): nucleus
Molecular function (GO): 5'-3' exonuclease activity; magnesium ion binding; 5'-flap endonuclease activity
Source: RefSeq, a predicted model, not a curated record